AUGGGCCGCCUCUUCGCCAUCUCCGUGGCCGUGUUGGCGGCGACGGGGUCAUUCCUGUUCGGAUAUGACUCCGGUGUGAUGACGGACGUGAUUCAGUCACCCAAUUUCUUGAGGUAUUUCAAUACCACGCAAACAUCGGCCAUCAUCGGCGCGAUCAACAGCACCUAUUCGGGUGGAGCGGCAAUCGGGUCUCUCCAAGGCGGCCUGACCAUGGAUCGUUUCGGCCGCAAGUUCACCAUCCAAAUGGGUGCUUUGAUCUGCCUGAUCGGUGCCACUUUGCAGGCCGCAGCGCAGAAUCUUGCCAUGAUCCUCACCGGUCGUAUUCUGGCCGGCUGGGCUGUCGGCCUGCUGUCCAUGUCAGUACCGGUCUAUCAAGCCGAGUGUGCACACCCGCGGUCCCGGGGCAUGAUGGUUGGAAUGGCGCAGCAGAUGAUAGGCGUGGGAUUCAUUGUGAGCACAUGGGUGGGGUACGGGUCUCUUCAUGCGCCGAACACUAGCCAACUUCAGUGGCGCUUCCCGCUCGCCUUCCAGGUCGUCCCAGCGCUGGUCCUGGGAAUUGGCAUGAUGUUUGUGCCCGAGUCCCCGCGGCACCUGAUUGAGAAGCAGCAGUAUGAUGAGGCUUGGUGCGUUCUACAAAAACUGCACUUCGACGGUAGCAAUGACGCCUGGAUCCAUCGCGAGUACACUGAGAUCCGGGCCACGAUCGAGGCCGAAAAAGCUCUCGAAACGCCGGGAUGGGGGCCCAUGUUUACUGUUCCGCAAUGGCGGACCCGCCUGCUUCACGGCGUCGCCGUCCAAGCAUUCACCCAGAUGACUGGGAUCAACGUGAUAGGCUACUACCAGACGAUCAUGUACAAGGCUCUCGGCAUAACAGGCCACCGCAACACAUUAGUAGCGGGCCUGUACAACUGCGUUGGCCCGAUUACCAACCUGAUCUUCAUUGUGUUUCUGCUGGACCGCGUGGGACGCCGCAAACCCAUGCUAUUUGGCUCGAUCACCAUCUCGCUCGCCCUGAUCUGCGAGGCAGCCCUUAAUUCACAGAACCCGAACGGCCAGCGGCUCGGGUACAGUAUUGGCGGUGUGUUUUUCUUGUUCCUCGUGUCAGUGUUGUUCUCGCUGUCAUUUGGGCCUUGCAGCUGGGUGUACAUGGCCGAAGUGAUGCCGAUGCAGAUUCGGGGUAAAGGGAACGCCUUCGCCGUAGGGAUUGGCAAUUGGGCAGUCAGUACUCUGUGGAACCAGGUAUCGCCCAUUGCGCUUGGCAAGAUUGAAUGGAAGUUUUACUUUGUGUUUGUCGCGUGGAACCUCUGCGUCUCCCUACCGGUUAUUUACUUCUUUUUUCAGGAAACCAAGCAGAAAUCACUCGAGGAGAUUGAUCUAUUGUUCGGUGGGAGAGCUCUAGGCACAUUACCGGAGGAGGUGGGAGUGGCAUUGCGAGACGAAAAGGAACAGGCCUCAGUCCUGCCGGUGGAGGAUGCGAGCUAUUCCGCAUAA
Molecule: messenger RNA, 1491 nt
Organism: Penicillium riverlandense
Lineage: Eukaryota; Fungi; Ascomycota; Eurotiomycetes; Eurotiales; Aspergillaceae
Product: sugar porter family MFS transporter
Exons: 5
Coding region: 1-1491 (496 amino acids)
Biological process (GO): transmembrane transport; carbohydrate transport
Cellular component (GO): membrane
Molecular function (GO): carbohydrate:proton symporter activity
Source: RefSeq, a predicted model, not a curated record